AAGAUCUUCCCACUGCAGCAGAAGUGACCUAUUGGACAAGCUUAACCUCUGAUUUAACAGCCGUUUUCUUUGUGCCCAAAAUGAUAAUUAUUGAUAGUAUACACAGGUUAGAAAAAUGAAAUCUAUACAAAAACUCUUCACAGCAACUGUCGUAUUGGUAACAGUAACAGUUCUCUUAUGUACUGUCAUACAGAGGAGGAGAGGUAACCAAAAUAGCAGCUACUACGAUAUAAAUCGACAACACCAAUACAAAACUUAUAGCAUUAACAAGAAAACGGCGCAUAAAAGGGGCACUUCGGGAUAUUCCGUCGAUGAAAAAAUUAAUAAUGAUACUGUUAAUCGUGACAGAAAAUCUACAGAUGACACAGAAUCGAUAUUUAAUACCAGUUUGAGUAUCUACACUGCAUUAAAAAUGUUACCAGAUUGUCAUUUCCACCUUGUCUCGGAAGAAGAAGUUCAAAGGAUUAAACAACAAUUGAAGAUUAAAGAUACACCCCCUUAUUCUUACAAGAUAUAUUUACAUUUAAAUUUAACCAACCAUUCUGGUUGCAACAUUUCUCAUGAUUUACCCGACUUGCAACUGAUGGACAAGAAGCAAAUAGUUCUUGGUGAAUUGCCAAUUGAUUUUGAGUCGCUCACCUGGACCUUGUUUAAAAUUUAUUCAGCUGGAUUAAAUAUAUCUCUGAGCCCAAACUCAAUGCGUGAGCCGAAUACACGAACAUCAGAUAGGGAUGAACUCCUUUCAUUACUCUGGAGCGAAGUCCUGAAUAACAGUUCAGAUUUUUAUUUAUGCAAUAUAAAUGAUUCUUCGGAUUUUUGGCGCGAGUUUAUAUAUUGGACAACUACUGUUUGGCUGGGAUACGACUUGUCUUGCUCUUCAUUUGAAGGCGGAAAUAAUGGAAAUAUUAAUUUAACUAAAUCGAUAUCUUAUAUACCAACAAUCCUCUGCUUUUACCUUUCAUUACAGUUUGUUUGGAUAUUUUCCAUUUUAGAUGUGAAAUAUGUGUGGAUUCAGAAUAGAUUAACUUCACUCUUUUCCAAGGAUAAUAACAAGGAUGAACAUUUGUUUUCUUAUACAGAAGUUGACAGACCAUGCGGACUACAGCGAAUUCUGUUAAAAGCCCUUUAUAAAGAGUUUUGUUGCUUUAAAAAGCCUGAACGAAAAUUAACGUCUUACCUUUUUCUUAUAAUGGCUGUCAUUGGAUUUUAUCGCACAUAUUGUCUAUAUUCAGAGUUUCAAUGGAUGAUGGAAAUUGAUCGUGAUAUAGUUCGGGCGAAUGAACCUCUAAUCCAUUUAUUUUUGAAGAAUCAUCCUCAAAUUGGGAAAUAUCUUGAUAUUUGUUUCAGUAUAUUUCCUUUAUUACUUUUCAUAGUGUUCUCGCCACUUUAUUACAGAUCUUACAUAGAAAAGAAUGAGAAGUAUGAUGAGGAAGAAAGCGAUUUUAUUGCAAAACAUGUUUCUCGUUUUGGAAAAAUAAAAAGCCUUGGUAAUGAAAUGUGUUCGAGUGAACGUAAAAAGGUGUGCGUUUGGUAUAUGUUUCAAAUUCUAUUCCAUGUAUUGAUUUUUGUUUUUCCUUGUUUCUCCUUUAUGUCUCAGUGUCUUAUUGUCAAAUUAUUUAAAGAUGAUGCCGUGAAUAAAAAUGGAGAGGAAGGAGAUCCACGGAUUGCAGUUGAGCAAAAGAAUAAUGGAAAUGGUAAGGUUGAAAGUAAUAGGGAAAACAAUGUAAAUGCACAAAACGGAUAUCUAUCAUCUUUAAUAAUCACUUGUUGGUACAUUUGUCGCAUAUUUGUAUGCGUAUUUUUGUAUAUCAUCUCUUAUUUCUUAAUAAUUCGACCCUUGUUGUCAUCUAUAACAUUUUUACUUCGAAGUAUAGUAUAUAUAACAUUGUUUGCUCUACCGAUAAAACCCAGCUUAUUUAGAUAUGCUUUACUUAUUGUCACAGCAAUAUUUUACAUUUUAAAUUAUUAUGCGGAAAUCCUGAACUUAGAAAGAGAAAUCCUCCUUUACAUUUUAAAAAAGGGCAAGGGAAAUUGGCCUUCUAGAGAGGGUGGUACUAAUUUAGAAUACCUAACAGAGAGUGAGUACAAUGCCAUCUCUGAAAAACUGUUGUUUGUUAAGAAAAAAAUUUCUCUGUGUGUGUCGAAAGUCUUUGUAGUGAUUUUGGUUUGUAUUAUCCUUUUUCAAGUAUUUCUAGACAGCGGUAAUUCAGAAACAGUGGCACAAAUAAAAUACCACCUUGAGUUAGCCUUAUUUUUUAUGAGUCCAUAUGCAGUGACAGUUUGUGUCAAAGCAAAUAAAACAGAUUUUUUGAGUUUUGCAGAAAAAAAGGUAAUAGACAAAGCUAUCGAAGGACUCAUCAAGAAUCGUCAAGCAAAUAACAGUAUCGAACAACCAAGCAGACAAAAUUAAAAAAAAACUAUCAACCAAUCAUCAUUAGCAUUUUGAUAAUAACUUGAGCUUACGGUCUAAAUACGUAUACUCUUGAUCAGUCAAAAAACUAACUGGGUAUAAAACACAAAUAUACAACAAACCACUUUUGGGUUUUUUUUCCCCAGUUUUUGGAUAAUAUUUACUCAUUCACCUUACAACUCAAAAAAAAGGAGUUCCUUCAAACUAAAUGAAUUUAUACAAAAUACUGUAAAAUAAGUAAAAUUCGGAUAAAUAAUUUUCGUUGUAGUCAUUUUAUGAUUGGAGUUUCAUUUUUUGUCAAAGAACACGAUCAUAUUAUCAAAUUCUCAGGAAAUAAUGUUUCCUCAGAAUAAUAAAAUCUAACCCCAGUAAGCUCUCCUAAAUAAUUUAUUUUGCAUGAAGUCUUCCAUUCACAAUGGACUUAUAGUGAUUGAAUUGUUUCUUUUUAAGGUCUCUUAUAUCAAGACGAAAGACUUUAUAGUUAUUCUACUGUUUCUUUUUUUUCAAUUUUUUCCCCUUUUUCUUCUCGGAACGAAUUUCUUGGAAUGUUCAUGCAUUGUAGAGAUUUUGUUUGAAAGAUAUUGUCUACACAGGUGUCUGCACUAUUUAGGAUCAAUUAAAUUAAAUAGAUAUUUUAUUUGUUGAGGCACUGCCUAUGUCUGGAUACUGCAUGUAUGAGGUUUAUUUUAGUUAUUGAGGAUUGAAAUAAAAUGUUAUUAAAUAGAGAUUUUGUAUAUUCCCUAUAUACUUGGUUACUAAUUGCCCGUAAAAUUGGAUCAACUUAAGUCGGCAGUACAAUGACGAUUAGCUCCUCAAAUUUAGGUGUAUUAGUGACGAUUAAUCACCAGGGGGUUAAUGCUCUCCUCAUGGCUUUUCUUUAGCAUGAUAUAAACAUUUAGAGAAAAUACUUAAUUAAUUUUGUUACCGCGGUUAUGCAUGUCAUUUGUUACUACUGUUAUGGCUUUUGUUGCUGUGGGUACAGAAGUGAUAUUUAUUUUAUUUGACAUGAAUCGUUUUAGAUACAUGUCGCGAUAAUAUGUUUUGUUUAACUUAUGAUUUUGAGAAAGCGUGAUGAAUGUAUGAUACUUUUUAUAUUUUAUUUUUGUCUUUUGUUGUGUGACGGUUGUGUGCAAAAGAUAUACUAUCUUUUGUUUGUACAUAGUAUUUGGUGAGAAGUGCUGUAAUAUUGUUGUAUGAGUGUGAAUGUCUUUGUCUCUAUAUGUGUGUUGUAUUGUUGAUGAAUGAUGUUCAUGAGGUUUAAAAGAAGGGGACAGUGUAGUGUAUGUGACCCCCCCUCCUUUUUUUAAUUUUAUGUAAUGUAGUUAGGUUAAAUGACAUUCUAAUCCACAAUAGUGUUUUUUUUUUCAUUCUGAGUCAAUGACUAAUAUUUUACUAUAUAUGUAUUGGCUUGGGCGGGUUGAUUUCUCCUAUCAAAUAAAGUCAAUGUAUGUCUAAUUACAGAAAAAAUAUGAACAGGCAAUAAGUAUGUUCUCUAAAUGAUAGAAAUAAUGUUAUACAGUGCACAACGUUGAUGUUUUCAUGCUUAAGGACGUCAAGGUGUUGAGUGAUAAAGAAAUCAACAAAAGAAUAAGCUUUUUAUGCGCUAAAGUCAGAAACGAAUGGGGAGUAGACAAGACUACUGACCAUACUCCCUUGAAUUCAUAUAGUAUAGAAAAAAAACGAUGGAUGUGCUUCUGCAGAAAAAUUGGCAUAAGUAUUCAAAGUACUAGUGAGAAAUGAGAAGGAGGUAUUGAUUCUUGCCAGGAGAAGUGAUAUCCCUUCUGGUGUGUUGGUUCAAAUUAAUUUUUUAAUUAGAAUUCGGAGAUAUUUCCUAAACAUUUAAGUUUUGAUAUUCAUUGUGAGUUGGAAUAUUAUGCAUUUCAACAUUUAUUAGAUAAUUACAAAGCUUCAGUUUUUGUUUCAUUGACUUGGAAUAGAUUAUUUGAUUAUACAUUGUGAAACCUGCUAGAUUCAUUGUCUUCAAAUUAUUUGUUUGUGUUUACAUAUGUUGUGUUUUCUUAAUACACUAAGUUACCUGUAGCUAUCCAAUACGUUAUUGAAUACUGUCCAGUAUUUUUAAUAAUGGACCGAUUUUUAAACUUAUUGGACAGUUUCAGGUAACUUAUUGGACUGUUUUGGGCCUUGUAAGAAAUAGAAAAGUAUUAAAAGAACAAAAGAUGAUGUCAGACACAUGUACUAAUGUUUUAAUUAUAAAGCCAUAUUUACCUCCAAAACAGCCCGUAAUUGUUUUAUUAUGAAUCAGAAAAAAGAUAAGACAUUGAGGACUGAAAGACUGCUGAUAACUAAUAUCUGUUUAUAAUUUUCGUGAUUUCCUUUCGCCGAGAGAAAGACAUCGAAGUAUUGAGAAAAAUGAGGUCACAAUGCUGCUGCAUGUGCACUGACCCUUCACUGAAUAUGUCUUCAAAUCUAGUGAAUUUGUUGUGUUAUCAGCUUUCUUCGUUUUCAUAAGUUUUAGGGUCUAUUUGUAGACUGGGAUUUUAACUAUAUAAGAUAUUUAUAUCACAGUUUCAAUGUUGCUUUAUUUUAAUUUGUCAACAACUGAUGUAAUUAAUUUUGUUCUCCUCUUAAAACAACCAUAAUAUGCCCUCUAAAAAAAUUAGCUACUACCGAUAA
Messenger RNA from Saccostrea cuccullata (small rock oyster), 5044 nucleotides. RefSeq lists its product as uncharacterized. The transcript is spliced from 2 exons. Bases 116 to 2410 code for a protein of 764 amino acids. NCBI's taxonomy places the organism in Eukaryota, Metazoa, Mollusca, Bivalvia, Ostreida, Ostreidae. The record is from RefSeq and is a predicted model, not a curated record.